AUGGCGGGCCAUACACUCUCUAGCCUCCUUCUCGGCAUUAUUGCCAUCUGUCUUUGGGCUGGCCAUAUGCCCGGAGCACAAGCUGUUCCGGUACCUGUCACGAACUCCCUCGAUCCGAGGCAAUCAGCCGCCGACAAGCUGGUGUUUGCGCAUUUCAUGAUUGGUAUUGUGGGCAACCGCGGAUCCUCGGCCGACUACGAUUAUGAUAUGCAAAAGGCCAAGGCCAUAGGCAUCGAUGCAUUUGCGCUCAACAUUGGAGUUGAUGGCUACACUGACACUCAGCUGGGAUUCGCCUACGAGUCGGCGGCUCGCAACGGCAUGAAAGUUUUCAUCUCGUUUGACUUCAACUGGUGGCACCCGAGCACUCAAGCUACCGACGUAGGGCGCAAGAUUGCUCAGUACGCCUCGCUUCCUGCACAGCUGAAGAUCGACGGAAAGGUCUUUGCCUCGAGCUUCAUUGGGGACGGCCUUGAUGUGGCCCAAAUGAGGGCAGCAGCCGGAGUCGACGUCUUCCGGGCGCCCAACUUCAACCCUUCCCAGACCCCAAACAACGGGGUCGUCGACUCGGCAUUCAAUUGGAUGGCUUGGCCAAACAACGGGGCCAACAAAGCCCCCCAGCCUGGACAUAGCUUCUCCGUGGCUGAUGGGGACAACGCCUACAAAGCAUGGCUGGGUUCCAAGCCAUAUAUGGCCCCAAUCUCCCCAUGGUUCUCUACCCACUUUGGCCCCGAAGUUAGCUACAGCAAGAACUGGGUGUUCCCAGGAGAUCUUCUCUGGUAUAGCCGCUGGAAUGAGAUUCUGACGCUGGGCCCCCGCUACGUCGAGAUCAUAAGCUGGAAUGACUAUGGGGAGUCUCACUACAUUGGCCCCCUCGACUCGAAGCACACCGAUGAUGGAAACUCCAAAUGGGUCAAUGACAUGCCGCACGAAGGAUGGAUGGAACUGGCAAAGCCGUUCAUUGCGGCGUACAAGGCAGGUGCCAGCAAGCCUGAUGCCUACAUCAGCCAAGAUCAAAUCAUUUACUGGUAUCGACCGACCCUCAAGUCUUUGAACUGCGAUGCGACCGAUACUACCAUGCAGGAUGCCAACAACAGCAGCGGGAACUAUUUCAAGGGAAGGCCCAAUGGCUACGAGACCAUGGAAGAUGCUGUGUUUGUCGUCUCUCUCUUGAAGACCGCCGGGCAGAUCAAGGUGACGUCUGGUGGUAAUUCCGCCGUCACCUACCGAGCCCCUGCGGGUGCGUAUGCACAAAAGAUACCGAUGGGCGUUGGCAAACAAAGGUUCGAGCUCGUCCGUAAUGGACAGUCUGUUCUAAGCGGCACCUCCCCGAGAGAUAUUAGCAACACAUGCCCGUGUGGUAUCUACAACUUCAAUGCAUUCGUCGGUCAGCUGCCUUUUAAGCCAUUUGGCUCACUAGAUUCGCAAGGCCUAGCUUCUCUAACUGUUGGACUACAUGUGAGCACCUGCCAGCCGACUCCUACUCUGAUAGGUACUGCGCCUCCACCAAACGAUCCUCAGCCUACAUACCCUCCGGCUAUGUGGGAACCUCCGUCUAUUCCCCGGACGAUCUCGACUCAACCCGUCACCACGGCACCUCCUCCCUCUACCCCAACCAGCUGCAACCGCGACAGCGAGGAGUCUCCAAACUUGACCGGCCUUUGCAACUUUUUAUGCUUCAAAGGCUGGUGCCCACCUGGACCCUGCAAAUGUAAUUCAUUCGGUACGCCUGGAUGGAGCGACUCAAACGAAGCCCCCGGGUUACCCGGCUCCAGGUCUCGAUAA
Molecule: messenger RNA, 1782 nt
Organism: Neurospora tetrasperma FGSC 2508
Lineage: Eukaryota; Fungi; Ascomycota; Sordariomycetes; Sordariales; Sordariaceae
Exons: 3
Coding region: 1-1782 (593 amino acids)
Biological process (GO): mating projection tip cell wall disassembly
Molecular function (GO): glucan endo-1,3-alpha-glucosidase activity
Source: RefSeq, a predicted model, not a curated record